This is a messenger RNA of Kuraishia capsulata CBS 1993, 2478 nucleotides long. RefSeq lists its product as uncharacterized. Gene Ontology annotation, molecular function: DNA-binding transcription factor activity, RNA polymerase II-specific; zinc ion binding; RNA polymerase II cis-regulatory region sequence-specific DNA binding. Bases 1 to 2478 code for a protein of 825 amino acids. NCBI's taxonomy places the organism in Eukaryota, Fungi, Ascomycota, Pichiomycetes, Pichiales, Pichiaceae. Gene Ontology annotation, cellular component: chromatin. The record is from RefSeq and is a predicted model, not a curated record. Gene Ontology annotation, biological process: regulation of transcription by RNA polymerase II; DNA-templated transcription. The transcript has a single exon.
AUGGAGCAAAAUGGCAAGAUGACUUUCAUGCGCGCAAAAGACAAUCCUAACUCAUCGGAGUCUAGCUCCCCGGAGCACGACCAUGCCAACAACGCGGGGAAAGAAGACGUGGCCGGCCAUCGCUGCGACUUCCCUGGCUGCCAUAAGUCCUUUUCAAGGCGAGAACAUCUGUCGCGUCAUCAACUCAAUCACUAUCCAAAGAAGGUGUAUCGGUGUGAGUGGGAUGGUUGCUCCAAGACGUUUGUCAGGAACGAUCUGUUACAAAGGCAUCUCAAAAGACAUAAGGACAAGGAGCAGAAACGUUCUUCCAAGCGACAUCAGAUCGGAAAAACUUUGGAUAGACACAAUUCAGUUGGUGAUGAUGUUGGGACUGGGCAGAGUGAUUCGGAAGAUGAUAGGCCCAUGACAGUGGUUCCAAAGACUGAGAGUUUCCAGGUUGACGAACUGCCGCCCGAGGGUUCCAGCUCAAAGAGUCUAAUCUCAUGGCUGUUCAAUGAUUCAGAGCGAGAUAGUGGAACAGAUUCGAAGUCUUCGACGGCAGAUGCGGGUCUUGGAAGUCUUUCCUAUCCCACAAAUGGGGAUCUCUUCUUGACUGGACCAUUUGAUAUCAGCCCGAAUGCAAUGAUGGGGCUUUUACAGAAUGUCAAUACUUCGACGACGAACUCUCCGGCACCAGAUUUGUUUCCUGACCAUGACAGAUCAAUAAUCUCGCGUUUAACUGAGUCCAAAGUCGCAGAAUUGGGCCAGACAAUAACGGAUAUCCAAAAGAACUCCAACUUCACCCUCAAAAGGCUAGAGAGGAUGCUAGACAUGUACUGGAACUUCUUCCACCCCAGGUUUCCGAUUCUACACAAGCCCACGUUUGUGGCAGCUGACUCUCCGCCGGUUUUGCUGCUUGCAAUGGCGAUGAUGGGCUCAAAGUUGGCUGGAUGCGUCUCAGAACAGGUCAAUGAUAUCGAUCAGCAGAUUGACAAACCCAGCGAGUUUGCUCUUGCCAUUGCAAAGCCAUUGAGGUGGCUCAUUUUUUCAUCCCCACACUUCCAUCCACCGGCCAAAAUAUGGAUUAUCCAGAGCCUUUUGAUUCUGGAAUUCUACGAGAAAAACUGUUCCAUACGCGAGAUGCACGAAAGGGCCCAUCUUCAUCACGGCACAACCGUGCAGCUUUUGCGAAGAAGCCCUUCUCUUGGUGGAAACCCUUUCAAGCUGGACGAGAUGGAAAGCUCCGAAAAUAUAUAUAACAAGUGGAUCGAAGCAGAAUCCAUGAAACGAUCAACGCUUAUGUGCUUCUAUAUGGACGCUAUUGAUGCGAUUUCUUUCGGUCACCAAAUUUUGAUUUAUGCUCACCAGAUCCAGAUGACGAUGCCGUGUGAUGACUCGCUGUGGGAGAAUGCACUGACUGCAAACCCAGUCAAGCCUGUAAACGGCAACGUACACUUUCUGGUUGCGCUCAAAAACCUCUUGAACGGUAUCCCCGUAAAGACCAAUUCGUUUGGCAAGAAAGUGCUCGUUAGUGGAAUUUGCUCCAUAAUGUACCAGAUGCAACAGCGUGAAUUGCAGGCUUCUUUUGGAUUGGAUGGAAAAGGCUCAUCAUCCGGAAACUGGAGACAGAUGCUGAUUGCAGCGUUUGCCGUUUGGAGAAAUGAUGUUGGUGGCUCUUGUUGCAGUUCACGGACAGCCAUUGAGAACACCUCUUCAGCGCAAACCAGUCUUCUCGCUGAAAACCAGAACGAUAUCCGGUCGCCUCAGUUCUCGGAGAGUGACACGCGCUGCAAAUGUAUUGCGUAUCACAUGGCACAUAUUUUUAUGAGCAUUUCCCACUACGAUUUCAUGAUUUUCGCUGGUGCUCCGUGGCGGAUGAACGUGAAGCCAACUUUAGCAGACCGCCAGGCAAUCUCCAAACGUGUAUACGAUUGGUCCAAGAGCGAGCAUGGAAAAAUAUGUGCCCUGCAGUCGUAUCUAUUACUUUGGGAGAUGUUUUUGAGUCCACAAGAUGGAAAAUAUGAGUUUAAUUACGAAUAUGACGCAAGUACUGAUAUCUUCUUCAGGUCGAAUGUGGUUGGACUGUGCGUGAUCGUUCUAUGGUGCUACAAUUUCUGUAAUUACGGCCCAGAAUCGUACUUUUUGUCCAUCGAAGGCGAAGCUGAAGACGGCGUGGCCAAAGCGGAACAACGUGAAGAUGGGUACCAUUAUCUGCGCAGAAUCCGCACUGAGAUGACCGGAUUGGCUGGAGGAAUCUGUUUGCACACUUGGUACAGCAACAUGAGCGGAAACGUGUUUUACAACGCGCUGAAACGACAUGCGUCGAUCUUGCUGGAUGUGAAGAAUAAGGAGUAUAUUGUGGGACUAUGCCAGAUGGUGAGCAAAAUGUUAUGGGAUGCGGACUAUUCUGUGGCCAGAGAGCAUGCGCGGUUGCUCCAGCAUUGUGCUGAGCGCAGCAUGGGCUCACAUCGCAUAGUCAAAGAGGACAUGUAUAUGUAA